This is a messenger RNA of Phialemonium atrogriseum, 1404 nucleotides long. RefSeq names its product nucleotide-binding, alpha-beta plait. The transcript is spliced from 3 exons. The record is from RefSeq and is a predicted model, not a curated record. Gene Ontology annotation, molecular function: mRNA binding. NCBI's taxonomy places the organism in Eukaryota, Fungi, Ascomycota, Sordariomycetes, Cephalothecales, Cephalothecaceae. The coding region runs from base 1 to 1404 and encodes 467 amino acids.
AUGGGUAAAGUCAAGGAUAUCAAGAGCAAGUCCAAGGGCUCUGCCAAACCCGUCGCCGCUGCCAAACCUGCUGGUGUCACCAAGUCGGCCAACAGCCCGGCGGUCCAGUCCAAGAAAUUGGCCAAGGACAUCGCCAACAAGGCUGUGAACGGAAAGGAGAAGAAGAGCAAGAAGGUUGAAGUCUCCUCGUCCGAGGACGAUUCUGACGACUCCGAGUCUGACUCGGCCUCCGAGGAUGGCUCUGACGACUCCGAGUCCGACUCUGCUUCCGACUCGUCGGAGCCUAAGAAGGUGAAGACGGCUGCCAAGACCAACGGAAAGGCCAAGGCCGCCCCCAAGAUUGCCGCCGAGGAGAGCUCUGAUUCUUCCGACUCCUCCUCCGACGAGGAGGAGACCGAAGCCAAGCCUGUCAAGGCCAACGGCAAGGCAAAGGCCGAUGCCGAUGCAAGCUCAUCCGAUGACUCAGAAGAUGACUCCGAUGAUUCGGCAUCCGACUCUGACGCAUCCGAAGCCUCUUCUGAGACGGGCUCUAAGGCUGAGGCCCCGUCCAAGAAGCGUAAGGCUGAGGAUGAGGCUGAGGAGGAGGCCGAGGCCCCGGCCAAGAAGACCAAGACCGAGGACGAGUCUGAGGACAAGCCCCUCACCCUCUUCGUUGGCAACCUCACCUGGAAUAUCGAUGAUGACGCUCUGUUCGAGGAGUUCAAGGGCUUCGGCGAUCUCGCCAGCGCUCGCGUUAUCACUGACCGGAACACCGGCAGGUCCCGUGGCUUCGGCUACGUCGACUUCACCACGCCCGACGCCGCACAGAAGGCUUACGACGAGAAGAACGGCGAGUUGCUUGACGGCCGCGACAUGAGACUGGACUUCGCCCAGAAGCGUGCCAACAACGACGCCGCCAACGGUGGCCGCCCGGCUUCCUUCGACCGUGCGAAGCAGCAUGGCGAUGUGAUCAGCCCCGAGAGUGAUACCCUCUUCGUGGCCAACAUCCCGUGGAGCGCUGAUGAGGACGCCAUCUCUGCCUUCUUCAACGACGUUUGCAAGGUCCAGAGCCUGCGGCUCCCAACUGACCAGACAACUGGUCAGCCAAAGGGCUUCGGCUAUGUCUCUUUCCAUUCCAUCGAGGAUGCGAAGACUGCCUUCGAGGCCAAGAACGGGGAGUUCCUCAAUGGCCGGGCCGUCCGCUUGGACUUUGCCAAGCCUCGUGACCCGAACAGCGGCGGUGGUGGCGGCGGUGGCUGGGGCGGAGACCGUGGUGGUGGUGGUUUCGGCCGUGGUGGUGGUGGGCGAGGAGGCGGCCGUGGUGGUGGUGGCCGUGGUGGUGGCCGUGGCCGUGGCGGAGACCGUGGUGGUUUCAGCCGUGGCGGCGGUGGUGGUGGCUUCCAGGGCAAGAAGAUCACCUUCUAA